CCCAUGCCGAAUUUUCGAACGCAGAUCCUGAGUGAUGUUUUCGAACGCAGUGCUGAUUUCUUGUUUCUCUUAGUUUGUGGAAAACGUAUGGUCUCCUUUGCGACGGAGGAUUUGUCUAUUUAAAAAAAAUGACGAGCAAAGUGAAAAGUGCACCCAAGACGAAGGAAGGUGCUCCAGAGGAAACGACACUGAGGAAGAGACCCUUCAAGAGACAUGGGCGUCUGUAUGCUAAGGCGAUUUUUACCGGAUAUAAACGUGGAUUACGCAAUCAACACGAGCAUACUGCCCUGCUCAAGAUUGAAGGAGCUGGCACAAAGAAAGAUUCAGAUUUCUAUGUAGGAAAACGAUGUGUCUAUGUGUAUAAAGCUAAAAACAAAACGCCAGUGCCUGGAAAGACUACAAAGAAAACAAAGGUUAGAGCCAUUUGGGGCAAAGUCACUCGCCCACAUGGUGCAAGUGGAUCGGUGCGUGCUAAAUUUAAGAGAAAUCUGCCAGCUAAAGCUAUGGGCCAUCGUAUCAGGAUUAUGCUGUAUCCCAGUCGGAUAUAAAUAAAAUAUUUUGUUGUAUAAUAUAAGAAAAUAAAUACCAUUUUGGUACUAAAAGAAAA
This is a messenger RNA of Monomorium pharaonis (pharaoh ant), 607 nucleotides long. RefSeq names its product 60S ribosomal protein L35a (gene RpL35A). Gene Ontology annotation, cellular component: ribosome; cytosolic large ribosomal subunit. Gene Ontology annotation, molecular function: structural constituent of ribosome. The record is from RefSeq and is a predicted model, not a curated record. Lineage: Eukaryota; Metazoa; Arthropoda; Insecta; Hymenoptera; Formicidae. Bases 129 to 548 code for a protein of 139 amino acids. The transcript has 4 exons. Gene Ontology annotation, biological process: ribosomal large subunit biogenesis; cytoplasmic translation.